This is a messenger RNA of Choloepus didactylus (southern two-toed sloth), 1334 nucleotides long. It is a transcript of the gene PLAAT4, whose product is annotated as phospholipase A and acyltransferase 4. The record is from RefSeq and is a predicted model, not a curated record. The coding region runs from base 203 to 688 and encodes 161 amino acids. Gene Ontology annotation, cellular component: cytoplasm. Lineage: Eukaryota; Metazoa; Chordata; Mammalia; Pilosa; Megalonychidae. Gene Ontology annotation, molecular function: A2-type glycerophospholipase activity; glycerophospholipid phospholipase A1 activity. The transcript is spliced from 4 exons. Gene Ontology annotation, biological process: N-acylphosphatidylethanolamine metabolic process.
GGGGACCUUCAAGCACCAGUGAUUCCAUGGACUGAUGAAGGUGCUCGAGAGCCUUUGCAUUUGGAGCAAGUAUUUUGCUUUUAAAUAGUGUCUUUCUGAGAAGUGUUGGAAGGAAACUGAAAGUGAAAUUCUCCAACCUGCUAUAAAGCUGGCCCGGGAGCAGCCACGCUCCACAGACCACAGACGCCACCCUGGCUCCCAGAUGGCUUCGACACACCGCGAGCCCCAGCCUGGAGACCUGAUUGAGAUUUUCCGCAUUGGCUACGAGCACUGGGCCAUCUACGUGGGGGACGGUUAUGUGAUCCACCUGGCUCCUCCAAGUGAGUACCCCGGGGCUGGCUCCUCCAGCAUCUUCUCCAUUCUGAGCAACACGGCCGUGGUGAAACAGGAGCGCCUGGAGGACGUGGUGGGGGGCUGCCGCUACCAGGUCAACAACCUCUUGGACCACAAGUACGUACCUCGGUCUGCCGAGGUGAUCAUCCAUGCUGCCAAGAGUAGGAUUGGGGAGGAGAUGCCGUACAGUAUUCUGCGCAGGAACUGCGAGCACUUUGUCACGGACCUGAGGUACGGCGUUCCCGAGUGCAGGCAGGUACAAAAUUUCUUGGUUGGAGGAACUGUGACCCUGGGCCUCGCACUAGCGACUGCCUUCACGUACUCGGUUGUGACUAGGAGACGCCAAAACCAGUGAGAGUCUGAAGGAGGAGUCACAACCUCGGGCCGUGACGCAGCCCUGGAGGCCGCCCUGGAGGCGGUCCCCGCUCCGCUCCCCGCCUGCGGACGCUGGCGCCGCCGUCUGGCUCCCUCCAGUUCACGUGGCCGCUUUCCCGCUCUCCCUGGCUAUAGCACGGUCUGAUUGUAACUGCUAGGUCUGGGCCCGGGGCCCCUCCCCCGGGGUCCGUCCCCCAUUUCCCUCUUUUGUGAAGCCGGGGCUCCGGCGCUGCCUCCUCCCUUUCCCCACUUCGCGCCACUUCCUUUGUUCGCGCCCAUCACUGCCCCCCAUCCUUUCCCCCACUUGGGCGCCGGAUCGUUCCUCCCUCCCUCCCCACCAGGCAUUGCCAAAGUUACAAGACAAACUAUGUGUAAUCCCCUGUUGGCCAAAGCUCACAUACCUUAUGUGUCCAAGACAUCCUUUAACCUCCUAAUGGACAGAAAGCCCUAUUAAUAAAAGGAAUCCUGCCACCCAACGGUGUGGUUUCUGAGCAGCCUUCCUCUGCUAGUUGGGGCCACCCUGUGACUUCUUUGAAUGCACCUUUUAUUGUUGCCUGCCAUUUGGCUUUGUUGUCUUUGGAUCCAAACUGCCUUACAAGGCUCAAUAAAUGUCUCUAUCCCUCCAG